This is a messenger RNA of Macrosiphum euphorbiae (potato aphid), 2370 nucleotides long. The record is from the annotation of a GenBank genome assembly. Lineage: Eukaryota; Metazoa; Arthropoda; Insecta; Hemiptera; Aphididae.
AUGGCGACUUCUGUAAGGGGUAGAAUCAAAUUAGUAGAGACAAUAGAUGCUGACUCCCAAAUUAAUACUAUAACUGUUGUAACAUCAGGUAGAGUUGGUCAGACUCAUGUUAUACAAUCAGUAAAACACACUUCCGUGAAGCAUACAUCUAUUAAUCCGAAACUGAAUAAUAAUAAACAACAUGCACAUGCUAAACUGUGUGGAACUAGUCCAGUUCAUGAUGAUAGAUCUAAUAAAUCAACGGAUGAUGAUGAACAUCACCUAGAUCAUAAAGAUAGGAAUUCUUCUACAGUUACUGUUGAUAAUGGUCAUUAUAUUGUUGCAGAAUCAGGUAUUAUAAGCCAACCAACAUGUCAUGCACAGAAUAAAGCUAAAGGAACAAAUAUAAUACAACAGAAUAUAGACAAUGAUCAUAAUAUUAUUGUCACCGCUCAAACAGACAGACUAAAAUCCGUUAUAUAUUCGGAUGUGUCAUAUCAUACAGUUAACGCCACUGAGUCUGGUAUAACAAACAUAAAUCAUCUGAAUAGUAUCGAGGAGUCAAAUAGAGGAAUGCAAAACUCCGGUCUUAUCCAACCAAAUAAAAUUUCUCCUGCAACUGUCGAAUGGCUGAUGGAUAAUUAUGAAAAGGCUGAAGGAGUGUCGUUACUUCGAUCAACAAUAUAUGAUAAUUAUUUAACACAUUGCUCGGAAACUAAAUUGGAUCCUUUAAAUGCCCCAUCAUUUGGUAAACUUAUCCGAUCUGUGUUUACAGGAUUGCAAACAAGACGUCUAGGAACUCGAGGAAAUUCCAAAUACCAUUAUUAUGGUAUUAGAAUUAAACCUAAUUCAUUAUUAAAUGACUUUAAAGAAGAAGAAAGCCUACCGGUCGAAACAACAAGUCAAAGUAGUACAAAAAAAAUUAAAAAAAUUAAAACUGAAAAGCAAAAUUGCAAUCAAUAUACCACCAACAGUUCAGAUUCUGGUAAUUAUUCUCAAAACAGUAUUCCAUCUUCUCCUCAAGCACAAGAUCAAGCAUAUUUAGGUGAUGGCGCUAAUGCUGUGCCACAAUUUCCUGAUAUUAUAUUGGAUGAAAUACAAUUGGAUGAUAAUUGUACUCUAGAAGAUGUAGAUACUUUCAAACAUUUGUACCGUGAACAUUAUAAAGCGUUUUUAAGUGCCGUAAUGAACUUAGAAUUUGGCUCUAUUGAGUCACUUUGGCGUCAAUUUUGGUGUAAUCAAGAUGAUAAAAAUGAUGAAUAUGAAGGAGAACAAUAUUUGUCUAAAGUAAAAUUAUAUUCAUUGUCAAAGUGCAAAACAUUACAACUGUUUGUGAAAACUGUUGAUUUUCUAUUUUAUCAAAACUUAGUUAAAGUUUUAAUUCCAGAUGUUCUUCGGCCUGUUCCUAGAACAUUAACUGAAGCAAUUAGAAAUUUGUCCAAAAGCCUAGAGUCAUGGCUUUUAUCUGCAAUGCAUGGGUUUCCAGAAGAAAUGAUCUCAAUAAAAGUGGCUGCUGUUAGAGCCUUUGCACAAACUUUACGCAGAUGCACUUCUGCAAGAGCUGUGCUUCAAAAUUAUACCAAAAUAAAUCAAAUACUUACUGAUUUGAAUUGUGUGGACUUCCAUUUUGAACAAGAACAAGUUCAACAAAUAAAUAAUUUGGGAAAUGAUAAUGAUGCGAUUCAUACUAAGAAGAGGGUUAAUAGUAAAAUAAAUGCGGGCUCUGAAAUGCUUUCGGAUUGUAACGAACCACCAAAAAGAACAAAAACUCACAAUUAUUCUGUCAGUACUUCCACAGAUCCAGAACGUUUUAAUGUUUUAUUAAAAAGUCCAUCAAAAGAAUCCAAGAAAAAGAAAUCUAAGAUGGCAAUAGAAGAAACUGAGUCGUCAAAAGAUGACAUGGAUGAGGAAACACAUAGCAAUGAUCAUGUUGGUGAUGACAAUGAAAAUAAUUUUGUUUUCACUACUCAGGACGAUUACAAUUCAGAAUAUCCUACUAUGACUGACACUGGACGGUUUUCUUGUCGAUUUUGUGAUAGAGAAUUUACCAACGCCAAUAGUUUAUCCAGACAUGAAAAUUUUCACACUGGAAGAGCUCCGCUCGAACAUCCUUUCUCCUCCAACUACGCAGCGACUCAGCGUUUCUGGGCGCCCAACAGCUGCCUAUUCGAGCUUACCUCGGCCGGCGAAGAUCGGUUCCUGAAAGCUUACGCCGCCGGUUACCGCGUUAACCGAUCUCCUGCGGACCAUUGCGUCGUCAAACGAGUUUCGGGACGGUUCGAGCAGCCGCGUCGGUUACGGGCCCGUUCUGCGUCUAUUCUGGUCCGGACGGCCCGAGUCAUUUCACCGCCGUCACCACCACUGUCCACUGUCACCCAAAAUCGGAUAUGA